ACAAUUAUGGUAUUCUGGUGAUGGAAACAUUUACGGGGAGGAAGCCUACAAAUGAAAUGUUUGCUGGAGAAAUGAACCUGAAAUGUUGGGUGAAAGAAUCUUUGCCUGAUGCAAUAACAGAAGUAGCAGAUGCUUAUUUGUUGGAAAAAGAUGAGGACAAUUUCAUGGCUAAAACCAGUUGCAUAUCAUCUGUUAUGCAGUUGGCUCUAGAUUGUUGUGCAGAAUCACCAGCAGAGAGGAAAGAUAUGAAGGAUGUCGUGGUAAGCCUUAAAAAGAUCAAAGAUAAGUUUCUAAAGGAUACUGGACGAGCCUAAUCUCCUUAUUUUGUA
Messenger RNA from Durio zibethinus, 329 nucleotides. The record is from RefSeq and is a predicted model, not a curated record. Lineage: Eukaryota; Viridiplantae; Streptophyta; Magnoliopsida; Malvales; Malvaceae.